This is a messenger RNA of Trachymyrmex septentrionalis, 2439 nucleotides long. RefSeq lists its product as uncharacterized. Gene Ontology annotation, molecular function: sequence-specific DNA binding. NCBI's taxonomy places the organism in Eukaryota, Metazoa, Arthropoda, Insecta, Hymenoptera, Formicidae. The record is from RefSeq and is a predicted model, not a curated record. The coding region runs from base 491 to 1822 and encodes 443 amino acids. The transcript has 11 exons.
UAACUUUUAUCAUGGUGAAAAUAUGAGCCAUAUCACAUCGCGUGAUUAUCUAACUUUCAUGGUGCAAUUGCGAGUAAUUUUACGCGAGUUCGUUCGACAAGAAAUUUCUUGUCAAAUGUCCAAAGACAAAAAUAAAAUCAAAUGGCAAUAUACAUGGUAGCAAUUUUGUUACUGGAUGAAGAGUUACUGAUGAGAGACUUUGAACCACACAUAUGAGAAUUACACGAAGAAUGCUUAGAGAUAUUUAUUUUCAACAAGAUUGACUUUGUAAAUAAUGCCAGAGAAUCGUCGUAGGCCCAGUUCCACAACUCACGUCGUAUCGUGAUCGACGAAGCCAACUCGAUUAUACACGUGCAAGCAGUUGCAGUCAACAGUGCAAGAAAUCAUGCCCACAGUAUGUAGAGUACAGGAACGAAUUCUUUGUCAGCACCUUUGAUGUUAGUGUUGACCAAAAUAAAGUGCGCAUGCGUGAAAUAAAUUUCCAAAAGAUAUGCACAUAAGAAAAAAAUGGUUAGAGUUUUGUAAUUUUGGUGAAAAUUUUGUAGUCAAAACUUCCACUCAUUUAUGCUCAAAACAUUUCACGGAAAAAGAUUACCUUCUUACAGCAACUAAUAGAAUUUUAAUGAGUGGAAGCAUACCAUCUAUUUAUCAUAUCAAAAAAAGGAAAAGGAAUCAAAAUAACAGCAAAGAUGAGAUUGCAAAAUGCUACAAAAGUGAAUAUAUGGUAAAUGUGUAUCAAGAGGAACCAUGUUCAACAAUGGUAACUGUAUGUAAAGAGGAACCAUCAUUUUCGACUAUAGUAAAUGUAUAUAAAGAGGAACCAUCAUGUUCGACUAUAGUAAAUGUAUGUAAAGAGGAACCAUCAUAUUCAACUAUAAUAGCUGAUAAAAAUACGGACGAAUUAAUUCUUAAAGAAGAAAAAAUUGAUCAUGAGGAACCAUGUUCAACAAUGGUAAAUGUAUGUAAAGAGGGACCAUCAUGUUCGACUAUAGUAAAUGUAUGUAAAGAGGAACCAUCAUAUUCAACUAUAAUAGCUGAUAAAAAUACGGACGAAUUAAUUCUUAAAGAAGAAAAAAUUGAUCAUGAGGAACCAUGUUCAACAAUGGUAAAUGUAUGUAAAGAGGGACCAUCAUGUUCGACUAUAGUAAAUGUAUGUAAAGAGGAACCAUCAUAUUCAACUAUAAUAGCUGAUAAAAAUACGGACGAAUUAAUUCUUAAAGAAGAAAAAAUUGAUCAUGAGGAACCAUGUUCAACAAUGGUAAAUGUAUGUAAAGAGGGACCAUCAUGUUCGACUAUAGUAAAUGUAUGUAAAGAGGAACCAUCAUAUUCAACUAUAAUAGCUGAUAAAAAUACGGACGAAUUAAUUCUUAAAGAAGAAAAAAUUGAUCAUGAGGAACCAUGUUCAACAAUGGUAAAUGUAUGUAAAGAGGGACCAUCAUGUUCGACUAUAGUAAAUGUAUGUAAAGAGGAACCAUCAUAUUCAACUAUAAUAGCUGAUAAAAAUACGGACAAAUUAAUUCUUAAAGAAGAAAAAAUUGAUCAUGAUAUUGAUGGAAUGUCUCUGAUGGACUUCCAAACUCAUCCAAACUCUCCACAUGAACCACGUUAUAUUGGCGAUAUUAGGAUAUCACAUUUAGCUACACCACAAAGAGCUGAGAGAGCUUUAAAUCUAGCAAAGCUCACAGUAAAAAAACAAAGAAGAAAAAUUUUAACUUUACAACAAUCAACUACUAGAUUGAGAAAGCGUAUUAAAACUAUGAAAGCUUUGAUAGAUCAUCUGAAGAAAAGAAUGUUAUAUCAGAUGAUGCUGCUGAUCGAUUAAUGGCAUAAUUAUUCGAUCCAAUGCGAGAAAUUUUAAAACGUAAAAAAGCCAGAAAAAGGAAAUAUUCAUCUGAAUUAAGAGCAUUUGCACUUACGUUAAACUUUUAUUCGUCGAAGACUUACAAUUACAUACGAAAGAAUUCUUGUAAUCUUUUACCUGAAUCCUCUAAUACUAAAAAAUGAUAUUCAGUAUUGAAAUGCACGUCUCAAAUUUAUACGUGCUGAAGCAUUUGAAACUCUAAAGUGUCAGAUUAAAACAAAUAACAAUUCGAUUCUGUGUAAUCUUGUAAUAGAAAAAAUAGGGAUUCGACAACAAGUAACGUAUGAUGGACAGAGAUACUAUGGACCUAUUGAUUUAGGGGUUGAUCAUACUGACGUCUUUAACGAUGUGGAUUAUUCACUUUAUGCAACAAACGCCUUAGUUUUCAUGCUCAUCGCAUUCAAUGGCCAUUGGAAAAUUUCUAGGAUAUUUUUUAUUGAAGUCGUUAAAUGCAACUGAGAGAGUUAGUUUAUGCUUUGAAUUAAUAGAAAUGACAGGAGUAAAAGUAUAUUCUGUAACUUUCGAUGAAACUAGUGUCAAUAUAAAUAUGUGCAAAUAUUUAGAAGCAAAUUUCGAAA